AUGGCGGCACAGUGGAAAUGAGGAGACCUUCUUUAAUUCAAAAUUUGCUUGUUUUAUUGAUUUAGGUCCUGCAGAUGAUCAAGUUAUGAAUCCCUCUGGACCUGGUGGUGGCUUUAGACCUGUAAAGCCAACGUUAUGUCGAUAUUUUAGCGCGAAUGGAUAUUGUUUUUAUGGCGAUCAGUGCCAGUUUCUGCACGCGAAGUCAGCGAAUGAAAACAGACAAGGAAAUGCCCCAUUCCAUAGAAGUUCAUCAACACCUGUAUUUCCGUCAAGUAAUGGUCCUAUUGGAGCACAGGGACACAGAGUGUACAAAGGCAAUAAUGCCAUGAACCAGCAGGCACAAGAAAAUAUGAUUCACAAUUUUUCUGGUCUGUCUUUCUCAGCAAAGGGUCAAGUUCCUCAAAGUAAUGCAAUGGCACAAAUGCACAACAGCCAUGUUUCACCUCUUUCUCCUACAAAGAAGUCUUUCAGCUCAUCAUUAGCCCCUGGUGGCCCUAUAUCACCUUUACAUUCACCYAAACCAAAUCAACCUAAACUAAAGUCAAUGCAGCUUCAACCAUCCUCRUCUUCUUAUGAAUUUCUUCCAAACACAACAAAUCAACAUCAGCAGCAGCAGCAGCAACAACAGCCUUUUAACCCUGAGUCUAUUGAUGGCACUAUGUACUUCUACCCACAGCAGAACCACAAUCAACCAUCAGUGGUGUUACCAUCAUACCAUGCAGUAGUUAGUGAACCAGCACAUCUGGCUCAUUUACAAAAUAACCAAACAAGAAACAAUGCUUUCUCAAUGUCAGCUCAGCUGAGACAGGAGCUAAUGAACCAACAUGCUCUAAGUAUGGCACAACUAGACUCUGAUGACCCAAGUGUCCCCAAAGAAGUAGACAGCUAUCACUCUCUCUGUCCGUUGGAACCUCUUGAUACACCACCAGAUCAGGGACAAAGGACGUUUGGAUACACAACAACUUGUUACAAAGCUGUCAAUAGCAAAGAUGGGCUGCUCUAYGUACUGCGAAGGGUCAAUGGUUACCGAYUAGUGAAUGCAAAAUCAAUGGUUGUGGUUGACCAGUGGAAGAAAAUAACUCAUUCRAACAUUGUUAAUUUACGCGAAGUUUUCACAACCAAAGCUUUCAGCGAUAGUUCUCUUGUGUUUGUGUACGACUACCAUCCUGGUGCUGAAACUCUGCUCAGUAGACAUUUCUCAGGACCUGACUCCACACUACCUCUCAACCCAGAUGGAUCUCUGGCCUUCCCAAGACCUGGAAUGCCAGGUCCAAGUGGUAGAUCAAGACAUGGGGGUUUGAUGCCAGAAAAGCUAAUAUGGAGUUAUAUCAUCCAGCUAUCGUCAGCUCUGAGGGUUAUCCAUUCGGCAGGGUUGGCUUGUAGAAUGAUCGAUCCUUCAAAGAUACUUCUAAUUGGAAAUUCCAGAUUAAGAAUAAAUGGUUGUGGUAUUUUUGACAUUUUAAGUUUUGAUCCUGGGAAUAGCCCUAAUGCUAUUGCUCCACAUUUUCAACAAGAAGACUUAACAUCAUUAGGUAAGCUGGUUCUUGCCUUAGCUAGUUGCUAUUCCUUACAGUCAAUACAACGUGAACAUAUACAACAAGCACUGGAAUAUGUAGCAAUGAACUACUCUGCUGACYUAAAGAACCUUAUCAUCUAUCUACUGGGAAGUCCACCACCAACUUUGAUGAARAGUGUCAAUGAUAUUAUGCCUAUGAUUGGAGCAAGGUUUUACACGCAGUUGGARGCAGCACAAGUCAARUGYGAUGURCUUGAAGGAGAACUUGCUAAAGAAAUGGAAAAUGGACGAAUUCUUAGGAUUCUAUCAAAACUAGGAACUAUAAAUGAGAGGCCAGAGCUUGGUAUGGACCACAAUUGGUCAGAGACUGGAGAUCGGUAUCUUCUCAAGCUGUUCAGAGAUUAUCUUUUCCACAGUGUCACAGACAAUGGUAGUCCUACUGUYGACUUGUCUCACAUCGUCACAUGUCUAAACAAGCUGGAUUCAGGAACAACAGAAAAGGUGUGUCUAAUGUCAAGGGAUGAGCARUCUGUUCUAGUUGUCUCGUAUCGGGACCUUCGGAACUGCUUUGAAGGCGCAUUCAAUGAGAUUUUGGCCGCCUCGUUGUCGUAACCAUAACCCUUGGUGAGGUAUCUCUGUAUAUACACUACUCACGCAUGAACAUCAACUUCGCAGAAAAUCAUGGAUGCUUUUUAUCAGAAUAUAUGUAGUUAUAUCUUGUAAAUUGUAUAAAACAUCAGACACAUUGGAAAAUACCUUUUUAAAAUCAGUAAACUACAUUAAGGCUAUCUUUUGUAUGUGAAUAUGGUUUCUUACAUUAACUUUGUAAGAACAUCUCUCUGUAAGUUGUAAAGCGUGUAUCAGAUAAUGAGGUUUUUGGCAAAGGGUUGUCUCAGGCCAAUGUGACCUCAGUAAAAUGAGUUACUUUUUUCGUACAUUGAUAAGUUAUUUAGAGCUAUGUAAUAUUUAGAAAUAUUUGAGAUAUAUUAAUAAUUGAAAACUAAUUGAUAUGUACUAAUAUAAUAUUUCAUAGUUUACGUAAUUCUUCAGUCAACGUUAUUACUUUCAUGGGRUCUAUAUAUAAACUUAUAAAUUUGUCUUGAAAAGCUUGCCUUUACUAGCAAUAACAUAGUAUUUGUGCAAAUCUAAAUAUUGAUAAUGAAAAAUUAAUAUUUUUACUCUUGAAUAUUCUUAGACAUGAUUCUAAGAUUGAAAAUUCUACGCUAUUUAGACAUUUAAAUACUCUAUACAGCAUGAUAUUCUUGAUUCGAUUGAAGUGUCAAAUACGCUCUUUAUCAAUUAUGACUCGGUGUAUAUUUUUCUGUCAUGAGAAACAUUUCAACUUGAAAUGAAAUGAACAAUUAAUUCAAAAAAUCACUCUACAAAACAUUACACAAGCCUGAGCAAAAUCGCAUAUAAUAUUACAUGUGCAGUUUUUGUCCUUAUAAAAGCAAGUCUGACUUGUUACCAUUCACCGUUGGACUUUCUCGAAUAUCUAAACGCGGAACAAAACAUAUAUAACUAUCUCCUAAGAGACGAGAAAAAUCGAAAAACUAUGUAAGGAUGACUUGKGGAUGAAAACGUUGACAUACAUCUUGGAGCGGUUUACGUUCUAGUUUUCAAACUAUAUUUAUAUAUUUCAUUCCAUAAAAUAUUUGCAAAAGUUGUUGUCAUGUUGUAACCUUCCUUUAGCGUUCUGUUUUGUUUUUGUUUUGUUUUCUCUUUGUUUUUUUGUUUUGUUUUGUUUUUUUUCUAUCGUAAAAGUUAUUGUGUUGAUGGGCAAAACACCUCUUUUUCGGUUAGUUCUUAUAUUUUUUAUUGUAUUUGAGAUUUUUUGUUYGUCUUUGAUGAAAUAAUCUACGACCUUUUUUCUAAACUUUUCUUCAAGUUGUUCUUCAUUUAACAUGUUUAACGGACAAUCGUAUGUACCAGAAAGUAAAAGUGUAUUUAUUUUCGUUGCAUUUAUUAAUUUAUCUGAAUUUAGAGUAUUGCCUUCUGUACUUCAAAGGGAGUAAUGAUGAUUUGAGCGAGUGGUAUAUAAAGUUAGCACAAAGCUUAGCUUCUUCCAAUCAAGCUUUUAGAAAAAUAGAGAGUUUUAGCAUCACGUUGACGGCAAACGGAAGAGCUGAACCAAUGACCUAAGAAUUUCGUGCCUGACCUUG
Messenger RNA from Exaiptasia diaphana, 3678 nucleotides. Its product is annotated as PAN2-PAN3 deadenylation complex subunit Pan3. The transcript is spliced from 15 exons. The coding region runs from base 86 to 2128 and encodes 680 amino acids. Gene Ontology annotation, cellular component: PAN complex; P-body. Gene Ontology annotation, biological process: protein phosphorylation; nuclear-transcribed mRNA poly(A) tail shortening; mRNA processing. The record is from RefSeq and is a predicted model, not a curated record. NCBI's taxonomy places the organism in Eukaryota, Metazoa, Cnidaria, Anthozoa, Actiniaria, Aiptasiidae. Gene Ontology annotation, molecular function: protein kinase activity; metal ion binding; poly(A) binding.